AUGCAACUUCUGUUUGGUAUUCCUACAAAUAAAUAUUCUUCACUUAUUCCAACUACAUUCCCAGAAAAUGUUUCACAAUUAAUGAAAGUUUUUUUUUGUCUUCAUUAUUCUUAUAAAUACAAUUAUUUUUCAAUAAGUUGUUGGCAAUCACUUCCAUAUAAUCGACCAACAUUUUGUGAAUUAUAUGAACAAAUAAAUAAAAUUAUUGAAAUCAUGAUUUAUAUAAUAUGGAACCAAAUGAAGAAAGUUAUUUUACAUUGGGACAAGGAAAUUCGUGAUUGUGAACGUGUAAUGCUUGAAUUAACUAUUGCACAAAAUAAUCAACGUUUAGAAUUAGAAAAAUGA
Molecule: messenger RNA, 345 nt
Organism: Rotaria socialis
Lineage: Eukaryota; Metazoa; Rotifera; Eurotatoria; Philodinida; Philodinidae
Source: the annotation of a GenBank genome assembly